Messenger RNA from Aspergillus clavatus NRRL 1, 5010 nucleotides. Its product is annotated as UDP-N-acetylglucosaminyltransferase. The transcript has 3 exons. Lineage: Eukaryota; Fungi; Ascomycota; Eurotiomycetes; Eurotiales; Aspergillaceae. Gene Ontology annotation, biological process: protein O-linked glycosylation. Bases 1 to 5010 code for a protein of 1669 amino acids. The record is from RefSeq and is a predicted model, not a curated record. Gene Ontology annotation, molecular function: protein binding; glycosyltransferase activity.
AUGUUGCCCUCCGUGGCGGCGUUUCCGUCGGUACAACCGCAUCAUCAUCUUCCUCACUAUCACACUACCGACUCCGCUAAUCCACCCUUCGACUCUAAUGCUGCAUCUUUCCUCCCAUCGCUUCCUCGCGGUGCAUAUAGCAAGGAGUCCUUGCUGUCGCUUUCUCGCACCCGAUUCCAAUAUCCACAUCCGGUUCAACGUCUGGGACUUCAUGAUCCUGCUAGCCCCAAAUCCAGUUCGAAAAGCGACGCUCAACAUGCAUUGAGGAGGAAAACGCCGAACGGAACUCUGGCUGCUGGAUACGAUGGGACCCCAGGCGAUACUGCGAUUCAACCACCGGCGACAAAGCAUAUCCUGGUUUCACCGUUGGAUUCUAACCAGCUUGUGCCCCCUCAGGCGGGGUUCGCCCUGGACAACUGGCAGCAGGCGAUGAUGGACCAAUCUUCUACCGCCAAACACAUGAACUUCCCGCCUGUUUACAAAAAUGAUCCUGGUCGAGUUAAUGUCGCACCCGGGGAGAUAGUACCGGAUUUCAACGGGGCGAGCUGGGUCCGCUCACUGAACUAUAUGCCAGGGGCAGACUCGAUGCUCAACCAGUCCUUGCCAAUGCAGCCAGCGCAGCAGAGAUUCUUCAUGCAAAAUGGCUCCUACGUCCCCACCGUUCUACCAGCGACUUUACAACCAUGUCUCGGCCCCACAGCGUCGGCCGGAGCUGGUCCAUACGGGCCAUAUUGGCCCGACGGUGUGUACAUUCCUUAUCGUCCGGCGGCCUUUCGGGAUACGCGCUACAACCUCCCGGUCUCGCUAAGCAAAACAAUAAAUCACCACUCCGCCCUGCCUCUUUUCGAUACUGGGCAGCAGCAGUGUUUGAACCCGAUCCCUCUGCCAAAUAGCCAUGGCGAAGCGGGUUUCGGGUGGAAUGCCACCCCUCAGGGAAUGCUCUGUCACGAUGCGUCAGUGAAAGCAAACUUCCCUCCUCGUCAUUCUGAUCAGAAGCCACUGGACUCCACAUUGAAUCACCGCAUUUUGGCAUAUCAUACCCGUACUGAUCCUAAUGCCAGCUUUGCAACACAGCAACAUGGCGCUGAAUUCUCGGCACUGCCUGGGUCGAACGGGCAAGGGUACCCGAACACAUAUACCAGUGUGCUGCACUCACGCACUGCAAACGUUGAAUUCAAGGAAAAGAUUCUGUCAUGGGCUCAUGGUGUCUAUGUUGAUCUACUUGCAUCCAUCCAUCAUGCGCGACGAAACAGUGUCUCAACUGCCGAUGGUGAUGGGCAAGCCCAGCGAUUCAUGAAACCAAGAAUAUAUCCUAAACCACCACGUCAACCUGGCCUAGAUUUCUCUCAGACCAGUGCUCCGGAAUUCCAUCGCCACAACAGCUACCCCUCAAGCCAGUAUGAUGCGCCUGUUAGGGCCAACUCCAUGGGCAACAACAGGCCAACGGCUUCCACGUCCUCCUUUUCUGGCCAUCACCGUCCUUCUGGCGGCCAUUUCCAACACACUGCGGCGUCGGAUACGCAGAUGAUGGACAGGCUCCGACAUCCUGGUCGAUUGGCAGUUCCGGCGCCCGCCUCUCGGUUCUCCCUUACGUCACUCCGCGAGACCUCACCCACAGCGAAUGCUAUGUCUGCUCUUGAGAUGUUGUCAAAUCUUUGCAUGGAGAGUGGCUGGGAGUGGAUCGACGGGAUGCUCCUAGGCGGUUGCCUUGCGUAUGGACUUGGCGAUUACCACAAGGCUAUGAGAUGGUAUUCGCGGAUCAUCGCACGGGAUGCAACACAUGUAGAGGCGAUAUCGAACCUUGCAGCUACGCUCCUUGCGCUUGAGCGCCGCGAAGACGCUCUGCAGCAUUGGCUUCGCGCUGUGAAAUUGCGCCCUAGCUUCUUCGAGGCUGUCGAGCACUUAAUCGGACUGUACUGCACCAGCCACCGCGGCAAAGAAGCCGUGAGGAUCAUCGAUUACGUCCAGAACUCUCUACGCUCGCCCCAGAACGGAGACUGUUUCACCGCCGAUGAGCAUGCGAGCGAGACCGAGAGCGAUGCUGACAGCAGGGCGUCGAGCGUGGGAUCUUACGAAAAGGCCUCAUUCGAUUAUGAUGACGACCUUGGCCAGUCAAUGGUUGGCAGUCGGAAUCCAUCAGAAGCAAGUUCCGUUGGUUUUGGCUCGAGUGGCUAUGCCAUUCCUGGGUGUGACAAUGGCAGGAUGCUUGCUCUGGUGCAUGCCAAGGGUAACAUGCUCUAUGCGCUGGGUGACAAUACAGGCGCUGCGGCAGCGUUUGAGGAUGCUGUUUUGAUUGCUGCGGGGAGAAGACGCCAUGGUAUCCAAAGUCUGAUCAAACAGAUCUUUGCUGCUUUCUCUCAGGGAUCCCGUCAAGGUUAUCCGCCAAUGGAUUCUCAUGAUUUCAGAGAAACCAUUCUUCUCUACCCGGACAAAGCUCUCCAGACUUCGAAGCUGGUCUUCGCCCCCUGUGGAACUCCCCCGGGGAUCAUGUUUGUAGCCGAGGGUCUCGCAAGGAAAGCAGCAUUGUCGACUACAAGCAAUUCGCUGCUCUCAUUGGCCAAAAUCUACCAAGAUGGUAUGUCCAACGUCUCUGGCUCAGGGCCCCCCCGAAAAUCUCCUGGCGUUCGGGAUAUCUUGGCUCUUUAUUACCUCUCGCUAUCUCUUCAGCCGAGCCCGUCGACAGCGAACAAUGUCGGUAUAUUGCUCGCGGGGAUCCAGAAUAAUGCAACCGUCAGGCAGCCAUCUCGCCCCAGCGGGGAAGUUCAACACCCACAAAUUCCUGGUGUAGUUCCGGGCAGUGGAAUCUCACUUGCAUUGGCGUAUUACAACUAUGGGUUACACCUGGAUUCGCGGCACGCGCAUCUCUACACUAACCUUGGUAGUCUGCUCAAAGAUAUUGGGCAACUCCAGGCCGCUAUACGUAUGUAUGAGCAGGCUGUGCAUUGUGACGGUACUUUUGAUAUAGCCUUGGCAAACCUGGCGAACGCCGUCAAGGACGCUGGUCGGGUCAACGAUGCGAUCGGCUAUUACAAACGGGCCGUGAAAGUGAACCCUGAUUUUGCCGAGGCAGUCUGCGGACUGGCGAAUGCCCUGAAUUCCGUCUGCAACUGGGUUGGUCGUGGCGGCGUUGCGAAGGGCCACGGAUUCCGCGAUCGCUGGCACGUCAAUGAGCAGGGCAUGCUUCGGGAUGCGUCCAGCAACGAGACCGGUGCCGGUUGGAUAUCGCGUGUUAUUGAUAUAGUUAAUCGCCAGCUCAAAGAAGGGGAAACCUGGGGUCGUGGCAUCUUAACACCGGCUAUGAUUGAACAGUUUUGCGCUCAACUUGCCCCCGCGCUGGAGUCUCGUCGGUCGGCGUCGGGAUCUCUGGCUGCUAUCCUGCAGUCCUGGGCGGGCCAGAAAUGGGAAGGCUCGCGGAUCGUGAGACUGGUCGAGCGCGCGAACCGGUCAAUUACCUGGCAAUGGUACCAAGAUCGCUAUAUCUAUGGCAAAGAAUACCCGCUUGCCAAAUACCAGCGACCCCAACUUCCAUUGGGUCUUGUUGCGCCGAAUGCGCCCACUGUACUUCCGUUCCAUACCUUCACCUGCCCACUUUCCGCCAAACAGAUCCGUCAGAUCUCGCAAAGGAACGGGCUUCGGAUCUCGUGCUCGACCCUCCGUUCACCAUGGCUUCCGGCCACGGUCUACCCACCCCCACCCCCACCGAACCCCUACCUCAAGGUCGGUUACGUGUCAUCGGACUUUAACAACCAUCCCCUCGCACAUCUGAUGCAAUCCGUUUUUGGCCUGCACAACCCGUCCAAGGUUAAAGCAUACUGCUACGCGACCACUGCGAGCGAUAAGUCGGUGCACCGCCAACAGAUCGAGAAGGAAGCCCCCGUGUUCUACGAUGCCAGCGGGUGGCCGGUCGAGCGCCUCGUGAAGCAGAUUGUUGACGACGGGAUUCAUAUCCUCAUUAACCUUAACGGAUACACACGAGGCGCACGCAACGAAGUCUUUGCUGCCAGACCUGCGCCGAUCCAUAUGUCCUUCAUGGGCUUUGCAGGGACAUUAGGCGCGGAAUGGUGUGAUUACAUUCUUUCGGACGAGCUUUCGAUCCCUUUCGAGACGCUUGGGCCCGGAAGGCGCCACGCUCGCAUCGAGGAUCGACUCUUGGAGGAAGAUUACGGUGAGGAGCUCGAGGACUGGGUCUACGGGGAGAAGAUUGUGUUUACGCGCGACACCUUCUUUUGCUGUGACCAUCGACAAAGCGCCCCCGAUGCGCAAGAUGCGCGCAUCUCCUGGGAAGAGGAACAGGAGCGACGCUGGCGGAUGCGCAAAGAGCUGUUUCCCAACCUCAGCGAUGACACCAUUAUUCUUGGCAAUUUCAACCAACUGUAUAAAAUUGAGCCAACAACUUUCCGUACGUGGCUACGUAUAUUGGCACGCAUCCCGAAUGCGAUUCUUUGGCUGCUUCGCUUCCCGGAACUGGGCGAGCAGAAUCUCCGCGAAACGGCCAUUGCUUGGGCUGGCCAGGAGACCGCGUCUCGGAUCAUCUUCACCGAUGUUGCGCCGAAGAACACGCAUAUAGCUCGGGCGAAGAUCUUGGAUUUGUUCCUCGACACUCCCGAGUGUAACGCCCAUACAACCGCGACGGAUGUGUUGUGGAGUGGGACGCCGUUGUUGACCUUCCCCCGCUAUAAGUAUAAGAUGUGCUCUCGGAUGGCGAGCAGCAUCCUCAGUAGCGCGCUGCCCAACUCCGAGGCAGGCCACAAGGCUCGCACGGAGUUGAUGGCGGUGUCGGAUGAGGAUUACGAAGAGAAAGCUAUCCGCCUUUGCCUCAGCCUUCAGUACAAAAACGGAUGCGGCGGACAGGCGCGAGGCAGGCUGACCGAUCUCCGUCGGAUGUUGUUCGAGGAGAGAUGGGGCAGCCGGUUAUUUGAUACCCAACGCUGGGUUCGUGAUUUGGAGAAUGCUUAUGAUCAGGUUUGGAAACGAUGGGUGAAUGGCGAAGAAGGUGAUAUCUGGUUAUGA